Molecule: messenger RNA, 991 nt
Organism: Mycetomoellerius zeteki
Lineage: Eukaryota; Metazoa; Arthropoda; Insecta; Hymenoptera; Formicidae
Exons: 3
Coding region: 383-991 (202 amino acids)
Biological process (GO): Wnt signaling pathway
Source: RefSeq, a predicted model, not a curated record
AUUAAUAUAAAUAAGACAAGAAAAGUAAUAUAAACAAGACAACUUGACUACAGCAGAGAAAAACCUCUGAUUAUACAAAAACUUGAAAGAAGGUGAAGUAUGAAAAGAAAACACAAGUGGGUAGGUGGGAUGUCCACAACACCCGCAGCAUGUUUGACGCUCUAUUAUUGUUUACUGCUUCAAUUGAUGAGCCACUACCACUUUAAUCUGUCAAGUAAACAUUAAUAGGAAAAUAUUAAAUCGAUGAGCUCUGUUGUCAAUCUAAAAGUAUGAAAUAUUUAAGAAAAACUAUGCCUAGGGUGCUUAAAUACCCCACAUAUUUACUGAAAGAUUAAUUAUUAUAGAUACUUUAUAUACAAAUUACAGAUAUAGAUUGAAGUUAAUGAUGAAGAAAAUAAGCGAGCAGGUAGACUCAUCAAGUUCAGAAGAUGAAAAAUUUGCAAACAUUUUGAAGGAAGCAAUUGAUCAACAAUUUUUAAACAAUAAUCUGUAUAGCCUAGAAAAAACCAAAGCUAUUCCUGAGUCUGAAGCAAAGACUAACAAAUUGGAUAAAAAUUAUUCCUUAAAAAUAAGCUCAAAACAAGGAGAUGAAUUUACAAAUUUUGGUGUUACCGCCACAUUUCAAAGUUUUAUCGCCAAAAAACUAGAUGAAAUUUUGGAGCGAACUAUAGAGAUGGAAAGUAGUGAAAUUCCUAAUUAUUGUGAUGAACAGAAACGGAGGAAGGACAAGAGCUCUGGAAUAAAACUUCUAAGUACAUCGAAAAAAUUGUUAACUAUUGCAAAAAUCGAAGAGGAAUGUACGGAGCAUAAGAAAAAAUCCAAAAGAAAUAAACAGAUUGGAGAGGAUGACGAGACGUCAAAAUGUCAAGAAGCUGUCAUUGACCCAGAAUAUAUAUUAAACAAAUUAGAUUUGAAAGCUUGGGUUAAUAAACGCCCAGAAUCGGAAUUUAAGUAUAAAAGAUUAAAAAAUGGUACUUUAAUUGAGAUGUAG